AUGGCUAAAGAAAGCGACGCGCCGCCGUCGUAUCCAAUGACGCCUCGUCGGCCAAACGAGCACACCCAGCGUCCUCUUUCACAACAACUUGAGUUUGGGAAACCUUCUCCUCUCGGCCCAUAUCAACGUCCAAACCCGCCCCACCAGCAACAGCCGAACCAUCCUUUCAAUAUCCCAAAACCGAACCGGGCUCGACCUGAACAUCACAGACCUGCACCGCAGUCAAGGUCAUACAAUGCUCCUCACCCUGGUAUAAGCCAUCAGGGUCACAGACCAACUGGUGGCUCGAGUAGCCUUGUAGCAUCCACACCGAAGCGCAGCGAGCCGUUCGAUCCUUUCAAGCCUGUUCGACCUUCGGCGUAUAACAACUACCGAAACUCCCGUCCGGUCAACAACGAUGUUGUGGAGAUUCGCCGUCCGGAGAAUGUCACCUUCACCACGCCGCGAGCUCCGAAGACUUUCUAUGCAUCUUCAGCCAUAAAAAUGGACAAAGCAUCCAAAAAUCUCAGCAACUUCGUUGAUCUUACCCGCGAAGGAGGGUUCACACCCAGCACUAGGCCUCGCAAUGCCGGGUUCGGGUCAAUGGACGCCAACGGCUAUGUUGAUCCUGUCAAAGCCAACGAAAACAUAAAAGCUCUGCUUGAAGGGGCUUUUACAAGUGACGAUGACAAACAAGGAUCAAGGGCAAAGAACCGGAAGAAGAGUAAGAACCGGAGGAAGAAGAAGAAGGAGGCCAAGGAAAAAAAGAAGCAGGGCACUUCUGAAAUUGACGACCUAGCCUCUCAGCUUGAAGAAGUCACAGUCAACGAGUCAAGCGCUGCUACUGAGAAAAGUGAACUGGACGAGCUGAAGGCAGAAGGCAAUGUUGGGGAAACCAAGGAUGACAAGAAGUCAUCUGAAGAUGAAGUCGAAGACGAUGAGAAUGACUAUGAAGAAGAUGAUGAGGAAGUAGAAGAGGGGGAAGACGAGGAAGAAGAUGAUGGGACAGUCGAAGGCUUGAAAGUCAAGCUACUCCCUCACCAAAGGGAAGGAGUGAAUUGGAUGUGUGACAAAGAGAGAGGCUCAGGUAACGCCAAAGGAGUGCUUCCUAAGGGUGGCAUUCUCGCAGACGAUAUGGGUCUGGGAAAGACUGUUCAAACCAUCGCCCUGUUACUUACCAAUCAGAAAUCUUCGGACAAGUUCAUUGCUGGCGCCGCCAAAACGGAUGACAACAACAGUGACGACCAAGACAAUGAGAAGGUGCGCAAGGUACCUUCUGGGCUAAGCAAGUCGACUCUUGUUGUUGCCCCACUGGCAUUGAUCAAACAGUGGGAGUCAGAAAUAGCAACCAAGAUCGAGGACUCUCAUAAGCUACGUGUUUGUGUCUACCACGGAAAUACUCGUGCGAAAGCAACGGACAGCCUGGACACCUACGAUGUGGUGAUUACGACAUAUGGUACCUUAACCUCCGAAUAUGGAGCUGUCGAUAAGAACAAGAAGAAAGCGGGACUUUUCUCUGUUUAUUGGUACCGGAUAGUCCUAGACGAAGCGCAUACCAUCAAGAAUCGAAAUGCCAAGGCAACGCAGUCUGCCUGUGCGCUUGAUGCAGAAUAUAGAUGGUGUCUUUCGGGAACGCCAAUGCAGAACAACUUGGACGAGCUCCAGAGUUUGAUCAAGUUUCUGCGGAUCAAACCCUACAACGACCUUGCGGCUUGGAAGGAUCAGAUCACAAGACCGUUGGCUAACGGCCAUGGGGCCCUUGCGAUUGAGCGUCUACAGGUCUAUUUGAAAGCAUUCAUGAAGCGGCGCACUAAGGAUGUUUUGAAGCUGAAUCCCAACCUGAAGCCCAGCGGGUCAGGUGCCGAUGAGGAGCAGAAGAAGUCCACCGGCUUCCAGAUCACCAAACGGGAAGUCAUUAAGGUAGCUGCAGAGUUCAUGCCCGGCGAGAUGAACUUUUAUAAACGUCUCGAACAGCGAACAGAAAACAGCCUUGAGAAGAUGAUGGGUGGCUCCAAAGUCGACUACGCUGGUGCUUUGGUCUUACUGUUACGUCUACGGCAAGCAUGCAACCACCCAGAUCUGGUCAAGAGCGACCUUGCCAAAGACAAAGACAUCCUCUUGCAGAAUGGGACUUCUAGUAGCCAAUCUAGCUCUGGAAAGCAGGACGAUCUCGACAGUAUGGCUGAUCUCUUUGGAGCUCUGAGCGUCGUUUCGAAGAAGUGUGAUGUCUGCCAGACUGAGCUGAGCAAAGAAGAAGUAAAGAACAGUUCCAGCAGGUGUGGAGAGUGCGAGGCCGAUCUAAAGGCUACGCUUGGUGGUUUCGAUUCAGGAAAGAAAAAGAGCUCUCACAAACCGAGAGUAGAGAUGAAUCUCACCGACUCACCAUCGAAUAAAUUCUCCGAAAUGCAGAAGGCUCGAGCUCGGAGAAACAGGAAGAUUGUUAUUGACAGCGACGACGAGGACGAGGACGAUGGGGAGUGGAUAGUCCCGGAGGGCCAACGCGGUUUGCCUAAUCUUGGAAAAGCUGGUGGAACUGAUGACGAAAAUGCUGAAGGAGGAGGCGAAUGGCUGAGUUCCGAGGACUCUGAGACCGAUGAGGAUGGCCCUGAAUCUCCAACACGGAAGCCUGCCAUUGUUUCCAAUUUGAGAAGAAGCCAGGGUUCGGAGUCGGACACCGAUGAGGAUAUCUAUCUGAAUCCUGGUGACAAUGAGACUCAAGUCCUGCCAUCUACCAAGAUCCGACAUUUGAUGAAGAUCCUCAGACGUGAAGCUGCCGACUACAAGUUCAUUGUUUUUUCGGUCUUCACUUCGAUGCUUGACAAGAUCGAACCGUUCUUGAAGCGUGCUGGCAUUGGCUUUGCAAGAUACGAUGGGAGUAUGCGAAACGACCUUCGAGAAGCUAGUCUAGAUAAAUUGAGGCACAACAGUGCGACUCGGGUGCUACUCUGCAGUCUGCGCGCCGGCGCCCUGGGACUCAACCUUACGGCUGCAAGUCGGGUCGUGAUUUUGGAACCAUUUUGGAAUCCUUUCGUUGAGGAACAAGCUAUUGAUCGAGUCCAUCGGCUUAACCAGACGGUCGACGUCAAGAUUUACAAGAUGAUUAUCAAGGAAACCGUUGAAGAGCGGAUCUUGGAAUUGCAAGACCGCAAGCGCGAGUUGGCCAAUCUCACAAUUGAAGGCAAGAGCGCAGCUGGCAAGCUUACUAUGAACGAUAUGAUGGCUCUCUUUGGUCGCGAUGCCGAAGCUCGCUUCUCUGGCGACCGGGGAAACAUUGACGUUAUCAAAUCCGGAGCAUCAUUGACAGAAGCCAGCGCCUCUAGUUCCAAGAAUAACGGAAACGAAGGAAGCACUCGGCCGUGGGGCCGGCCCAGUUCGCAAGGCCGGAAUCGCCAGGCGGAGAAGCGGGCUCCUAGGGCUGAGGAUUCUGUAUAUGGACGACGCUGGUGA
This is a messenger RNA of Aspergillus fumigatus Af293, 3426 nucleotides long. RefSeq names its product putative SNF2 family helicase/ATPase. Gene Ontology annotation, molecular function: ATP-dependent chromatin remodeler activity; ATP binding. The record is from RefSeq and is a predicted model, not a curated record. Gene Ontology annotation, cellular component: cytoplasm. Lineage: Eukaryota; Fungi; Ascomycota; Eurotiomycetes; Eurotiales; Aspergillaceae.